UUGCCGUCUGCUUUCAGAGCAAGCAAUCGGAAGUUUUAAGCACGGAGUUGGGAUCCUGACUCGCUCUUCAUCACUCGCUGACCCGUUCAUUCUUACUGGAUAUACCCCUCAUGGUGGUCUUCAGGACGCGGAAAUCCAGCAUCAGUCUAAACGACUCCCACGAUUCUUCUGGCAGUGUCCCUCCAGUCAAAGCUCCAGUGAAGGUAAAAUCCCCAUACCCUCAUCCAUCCGUUCCCAGCUGCAGAGUUCUCAGUCCGGUCCAGGCGCAGGGUCUCAAGCAGUAUUCCUUCAGCUCAGACGUUAAGCCAACCAGCGCCUAUCCUCAUCUUCGGCCGUCCUCCAACUGUUCGAACGAAUCUCAUCAAACUCAAACUUCGCAACCACAUCCACACUGCUGCCCCCAGUCGUUUGCUCCGAAGUAUACUGUCGGCCACCAAUUUUCAGACUCUCUCCAGCGAGCCAACUCCAUACAAUCUUCCCCUCAUCAACCUCAACCUCAACAACAACAGCUUGCCACUCGCCCCCGUCUCGCAUCAUUCAUGGGCGCUCAAGAUCAGUCAUUCCCUUCUGCCGCUCCGGCCCAAUCGUCCUUUCGCCUUUUCAAGUCCAAAAUAUUAUCAUCCACAUCCAAGCUCAAGCAAUCCGCCCAAUUCGGCCUUGGCCCAUCAAGCUCAAAUGGAGCUCCCUAUCUAUCACCAUCCCUAGCAGCAUCAUCAGAUUUGCUGAACAACCCAAGCCAGGCUGCUUAUCACGAACAAAGUGCUUCUGCCGGUCAGCAAAAGUUCAAUACCGUCAGUCACGUCCGCCGACCCAAUUUUAACAAUCCGUCCCAACAGGAACCGGCAGAUUGGGUCCACUUAGACCCUUCAGCUCUAAGUCUAACUCCUCGUCCAUCAACUGACUCUGCCAGACCCACCUCAAUACACGCUGGUUACUCUUCUUCUCCAGCUCCAAUGGCAAUACAAGCUGUUCACUCCACAUCUCCGACUAAUAGGAUAGUGAUUGAUUCGAAUUCCAGUCGGCGCAAUUAUCCACAGUUUAACAACAAACCAGCCAUGCAAGCUGGUCCCAGAGUUAUGAGAAUCAAUCCUCAAUCAGAAACCCUUAUGCGCUUCAACACGCCCCCCUCAGGAAACUUACCAAACAAUGAGUUAUCUAUCCAUGCGCAAUCGCUUCGAGCAAUUCCGGUCCCACACGGUGGUGGCAAUGCACUUUUGUCGAUCAAUGCAUCCCAUCCUCUCCGCCAGGCUGCCCCGAAUUUGCCUCCGCAGCAUACUGACCCGCCACCGUUUGCUCCUGCUCCUGCAGCCAAACUUCCUGCUCCUCCGGAACCGGUUCCGACCUCGCUGGCUAUCGAGCAGGCAAAAACGCCUCCUUCUACUUACCGCGAGCCACCAACUUUCAAUCGGUUAGGUUCCAAUGAGCCCCAUCUAAUCAAUACCCCUCAAAGGCUUUCGUCCAUUCAACUUGAGCAGCCUGUCAAAGCCGCCUCAAGCUCUCGCGUCGGAGCUCCAGAAACAGCGUUAUCCAACAUAGCUGUCACUACACCAUCGCCGCCCACACCCUCGGCCGAAUCCAAUGUUCUCUCAGCGAGUUCAAUCGACCGGAAUGGUCAGAUGCCCGAGCCAGAUCAUGCCGGGUAUCAUCACUCCACGCUGAAAUCUUCCUUGGCAUACCGCAAACCCCCUACACCCCCUGUUGACUCCGCCUCCAACUUGACCGCGGCUCCCUCUUCCACAGUGGUGACAGAAAUCACCAAACCUAUCAUUGAGAAUCAAGUAGCGGGCCCGUCUUCAAACAUGCUAUCUUCGCCGCCAGCAGGAUCAUUGGACCUCGGCGAUUUCUCUUACUUGUUUACUAAUUCUAAUUCCGCUCCGACGAGGACUGACACAAGCGAUUCCAAGCAUCAGGACUCGCCCCUCUCCAAACGAAGAGAAUCCAUCCGCCCCAUACCUCCUCCACUCGCCUUUGCUCCGUUAACUGGGUCGUCCAAUCUUGUCUUCCCUCCCUCCCAGAGUCCUAUGACACCUACGGAAACGCUAUCUGUAACAGAUUCUCGUCCAUCCUCUACUUCACAAUUGUCGGGCAGAAGUGACAAUUUUUCAUCGCUUCCUUUCCUGGGCAAUGACCAAUCUUCUCCAAGGCUGUCCUCAACGCGUAGCAAUCAGUCUCCCUCCCCGCUCCCUUCGACUCCUAUCAAAUCGGAUAAGCACGCUUCUUCGACACCCUCGCUUCAUAUCGCACAUUCACCAAGUACACGCAGCCCUCUCCCUUCAUCUUCGUCCACGGCAUCUCCAACCUUGCUCACGUUCAAAUCUUCACUUUCCACCGCAGAACUUCGUUCAACAUCGGAAAACUUUACUUCACCACUUCCUUCCCCUUUGCAGAAACCCAUCCUUCCGACAAGCAAACCCCAAACACCAGAACCACAGCCUGUAAACAGUCAAUCUCAAUUUGAGCUCGAACAAGCACGUCAAAUGAUUUUGGGUCUUCAAAACCAAGUCAAGCAACUCAAAGACGCCUCACUCAGGCCAAGCCCAGUGAUUGAAGAGAACAUUUCAGAUUCUUCAUCCACUGUUGCACCGCUUGCAGCUGUGACUGCCGGAUCUAACGAUGACUCCCAGAAGAGUUUGUUAUCAGUAUCCAUCCCUAGUGAACCCAGAAGUUAUUCAACGGAAAAUCCGAGCAUGCAAGAGAAUCAACAACAAAGUGAUGACUUAUUGGAAACCACGCCAUUACAUGCAAAGGCACAACCAGCAAGCCCAUUCAUUGAUGCAGCUCUAGGCAGAAAUCCUGAAAGCGAGUCUCCUGCCCAAUAUGCCUUCCCUAGUCAGGAGGUAGCCCGCACUACGUCUCAGUUUAAUGAUGCCGAUCAACAGACAGAAAGAUCUUUGCCGCAAUCUGUACCCUCCCGAUUGCCCUUAGCUCAACAUCGAAUAAGAGGUAUGGCAUCGACAGAUUUUGGGAAGACUUUCGAUCCUGAUGUCAAGCCAGCAGCGUCUAUUCCCCGCCGGCAAAUCAAACUCUCGCUAGCAUCAGCUGUUUCGACUGAGUAUCGCUAUGAUACGCCAGAGUCAUGCUCAACUCAAAUGACGACCCCCUCCUCCAUCUCUACUUUCACACAGAGGUCAACAUGGGUCUUCGGGCAAAACUCUAUUCACAAUCCUCAUCCCGAGCAUUCCUCGAGAUUGGCUGGACCGGGGGGUCAACAAGAGCCACGAUGGCUGCCCUCCCGGCCACUCAAUGAAUCAGUCACAUCGGCAACCGUUCCACGGUCCUUAUCUUCAUUAAGUCAGUCAAGGGUCCGACCGGAUCCAGCUACUUCACGAAUCCAUCGUCAUCAUCAACCGUCCCCCUCGAUCAGCUUGCAAUCUAUCCAAGAUGAUGAAGAAUUUUCGGAAAGCGACAGUGAACUCGAAUCUGUUUUUGAACGCACCAGCCAUGUCUCAUCGCAUCAGGCCAGUCGCUCUGGUCUCGACUCCCUCAACGAGGAUUCCGUGCUUAACCUGGCCGGUGGGAAACUCAAUAGACUCAACUUGAGACUAAUGACCAAGCCUGAGCUACUGGCAAUCAUUAAAAAACAACACGCCAAGUUGGAGAACACAAGGCUCGCGUUCGCCGCCGAGCGAGAUGAUCUGAUUGAUACAUUGGAGCAAACUAGGGAGAGAGAAGCGGAGCUGAGUCGCGAGCGAGAGAGGCUACUGGCCGAAGAUGCUUGGAAGACUGAGGAACUUAAUCGAGCUAGGGAGGAGAUUGGUUGGCUCAGUAGACUGGCCGAUACCUUGGAGCUCGAAAAGUCACGACUUGAAAACCGAGCUAACUCGAUGGCUAACGAAUUGAAGCGGGCAGUCGUUGAUCUGCGAACGGUGUCUACGGCUUCCUCGCAAGGUCUUGGUUCUUCACGCGAUCUUAGAACGCAGCCGGUUGCCUCUUAUCAAAGUCACUCUUCAUUACGAUCCCCAGUGGCCGAUACUUUCACUAGCAGGAAGAGUGAUAGUGGUUCUCAAGGUCGCUCAGUUCGGAACUCUUCUCAUUUUCACAACUCUCACUCAUCCACCCCUCAUCGCGUCCGGCAAGAAUCUGUCGAAUCUGAUAGCACGGUCUGUCGUUUGGGCCCGAGUCCCAAGCUGCAGGUGUCUCGGUCACAGGCCAACCUGAAGAACCCCUCAUCGAGCUGGCGAGGACAUGACCCCCAGGCGUCGGAAUCGCCGGUAAUCAGCCCAAGGACGCGUGAACUCAAUCAACCCCAGCGGAAGUCGCCUGCUCAGCGCUCUAUGCCUGACUUUCGAUCGCCCCUCUCACCAUUGAAGAUACACUCUCAACGGCCCGCGCGUCAUGAAAAAUUGAGCAGUCGUCAGGUGAACUCUCGCCGCCGUCCAAGUGACGCCCAAUCCAUCUCGUCUGCACGGUCUCACACGGAGGAGCACGACGAGGAGAUCGAAUCAGAAGAUGGGUUUCGUGAGGAUGUGAUCAUGGAAGAAGAGCAGGAAGAGCGGGGCUCUCGGGUCGACUCUUGGGGCCAACAUGAACUCGACAGGAGACACUCAAGGACCAACUCCGAAUCAUCCCAGGCCAUCUCUCCUAGCUCCACUGUCUUCGCCGACCACCAUCGUGACCAUAGCUCCCGCACAACCACCCGCUCCAGCAGCUCUCAAGACCGUCAGGACUAUGGCUAUCGGAGCUCGUUGGUCAGCUUGCAAUUGAGACCUGAAGACGAACUGUUCUUGGAAAACUACCUGGAAGAGGAUGCUGAUGGCCUCGACUCUGAUCUCGAUUAUUAA
Messenger RNA from Puccinia graminis f. sp. tritici CRL 75-36-700-3, 4781 nucleotides. RefSeq lists its product as uncharacterized. Bases 111 to 4781 code for a protein of 1556 amino acids. The record is from RefSeq and is a predicted model, not a curated record. The transcript has 6 exons. NCBI's taxonomy places the organism in Eukaryota, Fungi, Basidiomycota, Pucciniomycetes, Pucciniales, Pucciniaceae.